Messenger RNA from Adineta steineri, 786 nucleotides. The record is from the annotation of a GenBank genome assembly. NCBI's taxonomy places the organism in Eukaryota, Metazoa, Rotifera, Eurotatoria, Adinetida, Adinetidae.
AUGGCGAAAAAGAGAAAAGCUGAUCAAGCAAAUCUUGAUGCUUUAUCUGAAGAAGCCGGUCGAGAAUUUGGAAUAUCACUUAAAGAUUUAAAAACAUUAAUGCAAACACGUGGCCACGAUGGUGUUAGAGAAAUUAAUGAAAUUCAUGGUGGUCUUAGUGGUAUUGGACAAAGAUUGAAAACAAAUUUAAUUACAGGUUUAUCCGAAAAUGCAAGUGAUCUAUCCCUACGUGUAGCAGCAUUUGGCCGCAAUGAAAUUCCCCCUAAACCACCUAAAACAUUCUUUCGUCUUAUGUUUGAAGCUCUUCAAGAUGUUACACUUGUUAUACUUAUUAUUUGUGCUAUCAUUUCAUUUUGUCUAUCAUUUUAUCAUCCAAGUGAAGAUACAUUUGAAUCUGCAACUAAACCAAAAGAAGCAAAUGUUGAAUGGAUUGAAGGUGCAGCAAUUAUUAUUGCUGUAAUAGUUGUUGUUCUUGUAACAGCAUUUAAUGAUUGGACAAAAGAACGACAAUUUCGUGGUCUUCAAUCAAAAAUUGAACUUGAUCAAAAAUUUAAUGUCGUUAGAAAUAGUAUUGUUAAACAAAUUCCAAUUAAAGAAAUCGUCGUAGGAGAUAUAUGUCAAGUUAAAUAUGGAGAUUUAUUACCAGCUGAUGGUGUUGUUGUACAAUCAAAUGAUCUUAAAGUUGAUGAAUCAUCAUUAACUGGUGAAUCGGAUUUAAUUAAAAAACAUGAAUCAAAAGAUCCAUUUCUUCUCUCGGGUAAUGAUUAUUAUCUAAUGAAAACAUAA